Dentiscutata erythropus is the source of this 1075-nucleotide messenger RNA. The record is from the annotation of a GenBank genome assembly. Lineage: Eukaryota; Fungi; Glomeromycota; Glomeromycetes; Diversisporales; Gigasporaceae.
CUUUGUGCUUGCUAUUUCGGAGCUAAUUAAAAAAUCAUUCCUUUUUGUAGGGAGUUAUUUUGCUCGAUUGAUGGUUGGUGAUUUUUAUGGUGCACUAAAGGAUUGUGAGGAUGCACUUUUAUUAAAAGAAAAUAAUCACAAGACUCUCUUUCGUGCUGGAAAAUUCCCUGAUAAUAAUGAAGCAAAAUCUGAAAUUGAAAAAAUACAAAUUGUUAAAAAGCAUAUUAAUGAAGCUGAGGUACAUAUAGAGAAAGGUGAAUAUAAUCUAGCUAUCAAUAGUAUUAAAUUUAAUCAUAAAAAAUUGAUGCACCACUUAAACAAAGAGGCUGAACAAGUUUCUAGAGAAUUAUUACUUGUUGAUCCAAACGCGUAUGUAAUUCAAGCUGAAAUUUUAUAUCUUGAAAGAAAAUAUGAACAAGCAAAUGCAUGUUGUCAAAACGUCUUACAGUGCAAUCCAGAUCAUGAAAGAGAAAAAGAAAUAUUGAAUAAACCUUCGAUCACUGUAUGCAUUCAAGAAAUUCCCGAUGUGUUGUUCCAAAAGAGAGAUAGUUGGUCAGAAACUUAUAUGAAUACGAAUACUGAAUUAAAUGUAACGUCUAGCAAGUUUGAUGACUUUCCCUUGAGUGAAAAUGUCAAUUAUCUGACCAAUGUCGAUGCAGAGGGGUUUAAUAGACUAAAGUUAAAAGGGACAUUCAUGAAUGAUGGUACGACAUUAUUCUUACAUAUAGUACUAGAUUAUAGUAAAUGUCUUCAUUUGUUUAUUAAAGAAAAAAUAAAAAUGGUUCAUGGAAAGGGAAAAGAAUGGGAGUUUAAUUGUGGUGACUACAUGCUCAGUGAUGAUGAGAAUUACUUCGAUCAUCAAAAGGUGGCGAGCCGAAUGUCUUAUUGGAAUUAUGAUGCCACAUAUCAAACUAUCGGAUCUUCUUUUUUAACAAGUCAAUCAAAAGAUGAUCAACAGUUUGUAAAUCUUCCAUCAAGGUGUGCAUCCUUAUAUUAUUGGAAUCUAACAAAUCCAACCUAUAAACCAUUACAAGAACGUGCCUUAUUAGGAGUCGAAUACAUUAUUUUAAAUUAA